Messenger RNA from Marchantia polymorpha subsp. ruderalis, 1898 nucleotides. The record is from the annotation of a GenBank genome assembly. Lineage: Eukaryota; Viridiplantae; Streptophyta; Marchantiopsida; Marchantiales; Marchantiaceae.
GUUCCUGGACUACGUACCGCGGCCACUGCCAAGUCGGAUUGUUCCCAACUCCUGCUGUUCUGCCACGCGCAUGGGCUGGGAGACGAACACUUGGAUAGCUCUCAUCCACCAAUCGUGACGUUCCCCGAGGGCGAUCCCGCGACAUCAUCCUACAGGCGAUUCCGUCACUUGCAGACUACUCCGUUGAGCUUUCUGUUUCCUUCGGGAGCGUCUCGACGGCUCUCUGUCAAAAACAACCGUUGCCACCAGACGCGGACGUUUCGAUCCACUUUGAAUGUCCGACCCAUGGUUCCAUUUAGCGCAAGGAUUUGAAACUGAGACUCAGAUUUUCUUGUGUGCCUUCUUGAAUGCCUUCUUGAUCGUUCUUGUCUCCGCACGAACUCGAUUCCACCACUUCCACACUUGUUGAGCAUUUCGUGGGGAGGAGCGAAGUGAAGUUGCAGAGGUCUGAUAUGGAUCCACAUAUGACUCAUUACAAAGCUCUUCGCCGUCAUAUGAAUGAGCAUGAAGACAAGAUUGAUGCCUUGACUACCGAGCAACAUGAGAAACAAACAAUAAUUGAUCUUUUAAAACAAGAUUUGAAAGCAGUUCGUGAGGAGACAGCGCGCCUUGAACUUGCAAUCAAACUUCGGUCGAAAGAAAGUGACCAGUUAUCCAACUCUACCAAAGAGUGUAGGAGAAGUUUAGCAGAACGCGAGGAGAGCCGCCGUGCUCUUGCAGAUGCGCUGCGGGUUCUGAAAGAGGAAACGAAAAAUCGGUCCGCUCGUCUGACGGAGAGAAAGUUGUACUUUGAGAAACUUGUAUCGUCGACUCGAUCUGAGCUGGAGAAGUGGAUAUUUCACGUCCAAUCUUCUCAGCCGAAGGAAGGGAGUAUUCUGAAGAAUGUACAUGGGACACGCAGUCUUCCAGAAACAAUCGACUAUAUCAAAGAAGCAAUUUCAGUCGAUCACGCCGAACCUGAUCAUCAUGAAGAAGGAACUACCAUUCCUGUAGCGACUAAACCUCGUCUGGAGGAGACCCUGAAGGAGUUGCAAUCGCAAUACCAUGAGCUCGUCAUGAUAACUCCUAGACUGGAAGCGAACUUGCUUCGACUCAAAACAGAGAAGACAGCGGAAGAGGAGUUCAUAGUGUCACUCACUGAACGUCUUACUCAACUAAAGGACUUUUAUCAGCAAAUUAUUUGCGAGUCUUGCGGUCAUGAUUAUUCGAUCCAGUUCGAGGAAUUCACAUUUGUGGUGCGGGAUAGUACUAGUGACCAGACUGAAGUUUGCAGCGCAGCUCAAACUUAGGAAAAGGACGCUUGUGAAGGACUAAUCUUCACUUGAAGUAAUGUAUGAAUGCAAGAUGUGUCUCAAUGCGGUGUACUUCCUGAGCGUUGGCAACAGCCAUGUCUUCUUCCUAUUGGUGGUCAAAAGCAAGCACGUCUCACACCCGCCUCCAGUCUAUUCGUAUUGCUUGCAUCAGCUUUCAAGGAUGUUAUUCGACUGUACUACGAAAUCAGACGUGAUUUUGGCAAAAUGCUGUGGCUAUGAGGGUACUUGGAUUCUGAACGAGAGAGAAAAUUCGAUCCAGAUUGCUCUUUGAAACUUUAGUUCAUGACCCUCAUUUUAGUUGUUGUGCAUGGUACCCUGUUCCUCACCUGGCGUCUGUUCUGGCUGAUUCUUCACUUGAGCCAUAUUAGACUAGAUUAUCUGAUUCCAAUACAGCUUUGGAUCUCAAAAUUGCACAAGUUAUUGUUAUUGAUGACUUAUCUGGUCUGAAUAUGCCGGCAAAAUAUCUCAGGGCUAGUACUGAAACCGUCUUCCACCAUCCUAAUAUUCACAGUAGAUUCUUCAAGUGCAAAUCAAAGGGUCACAAGCCUGAUGGGUAAAUGUGGGGAUGUGGACAGGCGGAGAGCC